GUUUACUCGCCUCAAAUCUCUCUUGCCAUCGUAUCUUCAACUCAUCGUCGCCCUUGUGUUUGAACGUCUGGAAGUUGAACAUGCUUCAUAUUUACCUGGAUGUCCAGCAUGUUCAAAUCAUUCCUCGCUAGGCCGCCCAUCCUGUCCCACGGUGUGACCCUAUCCCAGCGCAGCAAGCCAAUUCGACGAUAUCUUCAUCUUGCACCUCCAUUCCUUCUCGACGACUACAUCCCUCGCUACCACUUGAUAUCCUCCGCCGACGCCGCGAAGAAACGGUCCGCAGCCUACGCCCACCUUCGCCAAUGUAACCUCUGCCCUCGCCUGUGUAAUGUCAACCGCUACGAGACGACCGGGCAUUGUCUCAUCGGAGCGGAAAAGGUCAAAAUUGGUACGAUCGCCCCUCACUUCGGCGAGGAGCCCUGCCUGCAAGGCCAUAACGGCUCAGGCUCGGUCUUUUUCAGUGGGUGCAAUUUGCGUUGUGUGUUCUGUCAGAACCACGACAUUGCCCAUCAGAAGGUCGGGUUCGACCUUACACCCGAAGAGCUCGCCGAGUGGAUGAUCAAGCUACAAGAGGUGGGCAAUGUCCAUAACAUCAACUUCGUCACGCCGGAGCAUGUGGUGCCGCAGGUGGCUUUGGCGAUUUUGACCGCGAGAGACAUGGGACUCAAAGUGCCUAUAGUCUAUAAUACGAGUGCCUUUGACAGUCUAGAGAGUCUCAAGCUGAUGGACGGGCUAGUUGACAUAUACUUGCCCGAUUUCAAGGUUUGGAAUAACGAGACGAGUAAAAGGCUGCUCAAGGCGGAUGCUUAUGCCGAUGCGGCCAAAGAGAGUAUACAGGAAAUGUACCGACAGGUAGGCGACCUUUGUUUUACCGCGGAUGGCAUCGCGAAGAAGGGUCUACUGGUCAGACACCUUGUCAUGCCCGGUAAAGAGCAAGAAGGUGUUCAGAUCAUGCAGUGGCUGGCCGGGGUACUGGGGAAGGAUGUCUUCGUCAAUAUCAUGGAGCAGUAUUACCCUGAUGCGCAUGUCGGGAAGGAAAGGCGAGGGGCCAAGACUAACAAGGAGGAAAAGCGGUAUGCCGAGAUCAACCGACCCGUCAAUCGAGAUGAGAUUGGCAUUGUGCAGAAGGCUGCUAGGGACGCCGGCCUGUGGAGGUUUGUUGAAGCGGCAAGACAUGGCGGUUACAAUGUUUGACCCCAAGGUUUGUCGACUCAACGCUUGCAGAGCAUCGAGAUUCCAUCAAGCCUGCUGUAUCGAUGCGUCGGUGGUCAAAGCUCCUUUGUCCCUUUUGAGGCCGUGACGGUUUGUCCCUUUGUCCAACAUUGACCAAUGAAAAAAUCACAACUCAGACAAAGGCAGAGUAAGGAUUGAUGUGGAUAUGCUUCAGCUCUCGGGUUCUUCUUCUCACGGAGAAACGGUUGCAUAUGACACAGGAAAAUGUCGACGUUGCCCUUCUCUGGAUUACUGUCCUUGCCGAGGCCCACGCUCUGCGCAUCCCAAUAUUCCCGACUGCAGCAGGAAAGACAGUACCUUGCGCAUGCAUUGUGUGAGCAGCAACGCCGAAAAGAACGCUUCGACCGAGCCUUAGCGAAUACCGAAUCAAAAAUUGCCAAAGCAGUGUCUGAUGACACGCCCCCGAAAGUCAUCACAUCUCUGAGGAAGAGCAGAAGGAGUCUCCGCGGGAAACUAGGAAAAUGUAACAAGUUGGAGCAAUCAAUACUCCGAAAUCUGGACGUCGUCAUCUCACAAAUGCGGAAACUUGAGCAACUGCAAUGGUGUAGAGCGAGAUCUAUGAGCCUGGCACGACAACCAACGUCCAAUGGGUCAUCGAUAACGCAUGCUACUCCAGGAGGAAUGUUCGAGCCCCAACAGCGCGAUAUGAUUUCUAGAUUGUCAACGGGAUACUCUAUCCCUUCUCAGCAUCGCUUCGCGCCUAUGGAUCAGCAAUCGUCACGCCAGAUCCCUCAAACACCAGUCUUGCGACCACUGAAAUCUUCAUACAUUUAUUGCCAUGCACAAUUUCAAAAUCCUCCUUAUGGGCGAAUUCCGGCUAGGCAAAGUCCGUUCGAUUCGAGCAGUCCUACAAGUACUGUCUCAAAAUAUAAUUUGAGUCCAUCCAUAGCGGCACCUCCAGUCUACCUUCCGCCAAGCUGCGCACAAGCAAACCAAUAUGCUGCUAUCACAGAAAGCGUCAACAAUCUGUCCAUAUCUAGCGAAGAAGAGCACUUACCCACCCAGGAAAAUGCGGAUGGGCUUCAAUCACAGCAUCCCCUGAAUGCUGCAGAUCUUGAGAGAGUAGUCCGGCGUCUGAGAUUGCUAGGCUGCCAGAAGUCAGCUCUUCGACUGGAGAAACAGGCAAGAAAGCACAAUUCUUGCUAGUUGGGAAUUUUCGUUUGCCUUGCAGCCAACGAUACGGCAAGGGUUGCUCUGUUAUUCACUUCCCAUGACCAGUGUCACUUGGCGAAGUCCUGGCAUUAUUCUGGCAGACUUCACAGCAAUUUGAAGGGAAAUCAUGCCACUGACUAGGCAUAUCUUCCUCCUUCACAGCAAUCCCACCAUCAACAUCCUGAGUCAGUUGCUCAUCUUUCUACUUCGCACACAUCAAACGUUUGGAUAUUUGUCUUGGUGUUCGUUUGCAGCUGAAAUUCUACCCUACAAAAUGUGUCAAUA
Molecule: messenger RNA, 2670 nt
Organism: Exophiala xenobiotica
Lineage: Eukaryota; Fungi; Ascomycota; Eurotiomycetes; Chaetothyriales; Herpotrichiellaceae
Exons: 1
Coding region: 100-1194 (364 amino acids)
Molecular function (GO): catalytic activity; iron-sulfur cluster binding
Source: RefSeq, a predicted model, not a curated record